This is a messenger RNA of Sinocyclocheilus anshuiensis, 2690 nucleotides long. RefSeq names its product splicing regulatory glutamine/lysine-rich protein 1-like. Gene Ontology annotation, molecular function: RNA binding. Lineage: Eukaryota; Metazoa; Chordata; Actinopteri; Cypriniformes; Cyprinidae. Gene Ontology annotation, cellular component: nucleoplasm. The record is from RefSeq and is a predicted model, not a curated record. Bases 708 to 2024 code for a protein of 438 amino acids. The transcript is spliced from 14 exons.
UUCCAGUGUUGGUGUGGCACAACAUUUAACCAACACUGUUUUUAUUGACAGAGCUUUGAUUGUUGUGCCCUGCGCUGAAGAUUUGUAUGAUAACCAUGAGUCUGUGUGCUGAGCUAUCACUGCUAUCAGCUCUGUUUUAUUUUGUGAGUUCAUUGGAGGUGGGUGGAGUGACACCAGCUCACUUGUUUAUCAGUUGAGCUGGAGGAUGUGGAAAUGAUGGAGAUGACUAGAGUGACCCAGGCUACACUACUACACUAGCCUGACUCAAGGCUUUGUUUUCCAAGCCACUAUACCCGCCGGGGCCCACGCUGCCUUCAAGGGGGGAAUGUGACCAGGAGCGUAGCUGCUGAACCUUCCGAGAUGGACACCUUGUCUCUUUUUAUUUUUAUUUUUAUUUUUUUUUAAUUUCUCUCACAUGUUGUCCCUUUUUUGCCUCUUAGAAGAGUUGCAUAUUCAUUGUGUUGUUUUUGUUUUUGUUUUUGUUUUUUUUUUCUUUUUUUCCUGUCCCCUUGUCCCUCGUCCCCAAUCCCACAGUUGCACCCCUUUGCCUGUCUUUGAACGCUGUCCAGGUUGACUUGCCGCCCAGUGUUGGAGGGAAGUUUGAACGUGUGAUGCAGCCAACAUGAACGGUUGUCUUGUGUUGCACACCCUUUCCAACACUGCGACACGAUCGCCCCAGGGAGAAAAGCGCCCAUGCUUGAUAUCGUAUGGUUCAUGACCAAUAUGUUUCCAGUACAGGAAAAAUCCCUGAAGAGGCAAAGGCACUCUCACUUUUGGCCCCCGCCGCCCCAGUGACCAGCCUGAUGAGCGGAGGAGGACUUCUGCCCAUUCCUAGCCCCACUACACUACAGAAUCGAGGUCUUCCUUUAGCUAAUCUGGGGGUCCUGAAGUCUAGUUUGGACACAUCUGUGGCGGCUCUAAAUGCAAUUGCUUCACAGCCUCCGCUCAUGGGAAAUGUAGAUCCCUCUAAAAUUGAUGAGAUCAGGAGGACGGUGUAUGUCGGCAAUUUAAAUUCACAGAGCACCACAGCAGAUCAGCUCCUCAAGUUCUUCAAGCAAGUGGGAGAUGUUAAGUUUGUUAGAAUGGCAGGAGAUGAAACCCAACCUACACGUUUUGCUUUUGUGGAGUUUGCUGAUCAGGAAUCGGUGUCACGAGCGCUUACAUUUAAUGGAGUUAUGUUUGGCGACAGACCACUAAAGAUUAACCACUCCAAUAAUGCCAUAGUGAAGCCUCCAGAGCUCACACCUCAAGCUGCGGCCAAAGAGCUGGAGGAUGUGAUGAAGAAAGUCAGAGAGGCUCAGUCAACCAUCGCUGCUUCUAUCGAGCCAGAUGAUAAAAUUGGUUCAUCCAGUAGAUCUAGACAUUCCAGAAGGUCCAGAUCUCACUCUCGCUCCCCAUCACACUCACGAAGAAAGCGAUCUAGAUCCAGGCACAGGGGACGCCUGUCCCAGAGAUCACGGCAGAGUGUGAAUGACUCCCGUGGGCCCCAUAGGAGACGCUCAUGUUCCCGAGAAAGGAAACACAGCCGGAGUCUAUCUCAUUCUAGGGACCAAAGGAAGGACAAGGACAGCAAAGCAAGGAAGGAUGAUGAUUGGGAAGAAAUGAGGCCACGGGACAAAAAGGGAAGGAUGCCUCCCAAAGGCUACACUGGCUCUAGAUGUUCCCACAGUAUAAGCAGAGUCCAUAAGAAAAGAAGCAGAUCCCGAUCCAGGUCACCAAGGCGGAGAGCCAGGUCACCAUCACCAUCUAAAAGAGGAAAGAAAGAUAAAAAGAGGGAUAAAGGACGGGACAGUAGCAGGGAAAGGACAGAAACCUCAACAUCCAGGAGGAAAAGCAGGGAUUAUGAACAUAAAGCUAAACCAUCACUGAUGGAGAGUUGCUACGAGGAGGUGGACCACGAGUAUGACAGUGACAUGGAUGGGUCGGGCUCUGUGGGCAGUGACGACAGAUCUCCUCAAGCUCAUCUCAACGGCAGCUAUAGGAGCACUUACGCCGAGGAGGAUGAUCUCUCUGCAGCUGAGUGAUUCACAUGUACCCAUAAUGCCAAGAACAGUGAUCACAGCAUCAUGCAUCAUACUGUAACAGCUGUCACUCCUUUUGAAGUGCUUUCUCUUGCGUCCAUUGCUGUGUGAUUGUUGGCUUCUGAAAACAUUUUCUACUGCUGUGAAUAUUCUACCUGUCAUAUGAUAUUCAUAUGGAUGAAAAUGUAAAGUUUUGGAUAGUUCUUUAUUGUGAUGAGAGAUGCGGUAUAUUGAAUGAAGGUGCUUGUGUUGAGGUCACUUUUUAAAUCAGUUUUGCAUUUUUCUUUUGCAUGUAACUUUGUGUUUACACUCUUGUGGAAAGAUGUUUUAUGCUAUUUUGUUUCUGUUUUUGGUUUAUCGUACUAAAACAAAGCCAUUAUUAGUGUGAAUCUAAAAAAAAGUUGUAUUUUACCUCAAAAUAAUGUAUUUUGCCUUUAUAACUUUUCUUUUGAUGUUUAAGUACAUGUUCCUUAAAACUCUCAUCAUUGCUAUAAUGUAAAAUAAAUAAAUAAAUAAAUCUGGACAGAUAAUUUUUUUAUUUUACUUAUUCACAUUAAAGUGGAAAAGGAGUUUCUUAAUUGUGUUGAAAAUAAUACCAGAAUUUGAUUUUGGGGUACACUGAGAUUUAUCCACUCUACCUGGUCUUUUCCAUAAUUUCUAUUUACUGAA